CAGCACCUUCGUCAACACACGUACGGACGAAUAUUCCUCUGUUCUCAAGCCUUGUUUGCUUCUUAGGCAGCACCUUCGGAUCUGAGAUGCGUUCCUUUGAUUUCUUCGUCUGAGUCAUUCUCUUUGCUCUUCAGUCUCGCGCUUGUACCUUUUUGUUCGCUUUCGGUGGUUUCGUUUCACUCAUCUCAAAUCUCAUACCAUGAAGAAGAAGCUAGACACCCGUUUUCCUGCGGCUCGGAUAAAGAAGAUAAUGCAAACAGAUGAAGAUGUUGGAAAGAUAGCUCUAGCAGUCCCUGUUCUAGUGUCUAAAGCUUUAGAGCUAUUUUUGCAAGAUCUUUGUAACCGAACUUAUUCAAUAACUCUCCAAAGAGGAGCAAAAACCAUGACUUCACUGCAUUUAAAACAUUGUGUACAAAGCUAUAAUGUUUUUGACUUCUUGAGAGACAUUGUUAGCAAGGUUCCUGACUAUGGCCAUGGCCAUGGCCAUGGUCAUUCUGAAGGUGGGGUAGAUGAUCGUACCCUUCCAAAGAGAAGGAAAGCUGCUGGUGAUGAUUGUAAUGACAGUGAUGAAGAGGCUAAGAGGAGUAAGAUGUAUGAGUUAGGCCACAGUGGUGGCACUGGUAGAGGAAGAGGCCGAGGCAGAGGACGAGGUCGUGGUAGAGGGGCUCGAACUGCUGAAAGAGAGGCGCAUCAUCAACAGCAAGUUGAAUCUGAGCCUUGCUCCUCAGUUCAGCACCCUAGCAAAGACAUUCCAAAUACUGGCAUGUCACUAGACAAUUCUCCAGAAUCCAAGGAGGUUCCAAAAGAGAACACUGCAUGUCAUGAGGAAAAUAAUCAAUCUCUGCGUAACAUUGAUCUAAAUGCUAACUUAAAUGAGAGCGAGGAGAAGAAUACAAGCAUGGAAGCUCCGGCCUCGUUGCCUCCAGCCACUUUGCCGCCAUCCAGUCUGCCUGAACCGGCAACAGAGAUAAAUCACGAGGAAAUCCCUGGCUGGUCCCUUUCUGAUGCGGACAAGAUGGCCAUUGACACUAUGCAGCUUGCAAAUCUCGGUAGUCGGAUAGAUGAUGAUGAGGAUUAUGAUGAGGAAGGGUGAAGGAUAUCACUUUGGGGAAUUUGAUCAGUUGAAAUUUCAUGAUGACCGAAGAAUAAGCAGCGCAAACUAGUGCUAGAUGACUAUAGACACUAGUAAUUAUAACCAUACCAAAUUCCUGAAUGAAUGUCCUCACUCAUUAUCUAGUAUCUCAUUGCUCUGUAGUAAUCUAGUACCAAUAAUUUUAGGUUCCUACACUUUUUUUAGGGUUUGAUGCUUGUACAUGGUUGUUACUCUAGGUAUAAGCUUGGUUUAGAGUUAAUUUCAUCAUGCUGUGUGUUUAUGAUAUCAAUUGCCUUGUCAAA
Messenger RNA from Arachis stenosperma, 1395 nucleotides. RefSeq lists its product as uncharacterized. Gene Ontology annotation, molecular function: protein heterodimerization activity. The record is from RefSeq and is a predicted model, not a curated record. Gene Ontology annotation, biological process: regulation of DNA-templated transcription. Gene Ontology annotation, cellular component: nucleus. The coding region runs from base 200 to 1093 and encodes 297 amino acids. The transcript has 6 exons. NCBI's taxonomy places the organism in Eukaryota, Viridiplantae, Streptophyta, Magnoliopsida, Fabales, Fabaceae.